Molecule: messenger RNA, 2355 nt
Organism: Kazachstania africana CBS 2517
Lineage: Eukaryota; Fungi; Ascomycota; Saccharomycetes; Saccharomycetales; Saccharomycetaceae
Gene: YTA12
Product: m-AAA protease subunit YTA12
Exons: 1
Coding region: 1-2355 (784 amino acids)
Biological process (GO): protein-containing complex assembly; mitochondrial protein processing
Cellular component (GO): m-AAA complex; membrane
Molecular function (GO): metalloendopeptidase activity; ATP binding; zinc ion binding
Source: RefSeq, a predicted model, not a curated record
AUGCUGGGCAGUUUCGCUCGUUGUUCAAGAAAUGUCCUACAAAAGAACUCCCUGCUGACUUUAAGGUACCAGGGACGAAGAUAUCUACCACUAGUGUCUAGGCUGACUCCUAUAAGCAGGCAGAAUUACUUCCAUACUGCUUCUAUAUGGUACCAAAAGGAUGCCACUGGUAAAGAUUUGGAGAAAAUAAGAAAAGAAAUUGAGAAGUACAUUAGUGAGACAAAGACGAAUAAAAACAUUUCUGAUGAGGAGAGGCAGCGGAAGAUAGAAGAAGGUAUCAAGAAACUGGAAGAUACGAUAAUAAAACAACAGAAACGAGAGAAUCCUAACCCAAAAAAGAGCGCAGAGAGCAGUAAUGAUAAACCACCACAAUUUAACACUAAUAAAUUGAAUGAUCCUGCCGCUAAUCCUAAUAACAAUGUCAACUUAUUGCAAUUAGGCUUGACCCUCUUUUUAUUAUCUUACUUGUUAGAUUUGUACAAUGACAAGAGAGAAAAUACAGAAAUAACGUGGCAAGAGUUUAGGACGGAUUUUCUUUCAAAACACCUGGUGGAGCAAUUGACUGUUAUGAAUAAGUCGGUUGUUAAAAUAAAAUUGAAUGAAUCAGGAAUAUCUAAACAUGGCAACGACGAACACAAAACAUUCUAUUUUAAAAUUGGCUCGAUUGAGAAUUUUGAACGUAAAUUAAGUAAAGCGCAGGAAGAAUUAGGAAUCGAAAACGAUUUCAGAAUACCAGUGAAUUACACUCAGGAGGGUAACUAUGCAAGAGCUCUCUUCCAAUUAUUACCUACUGCUUUGAUGAUUGUAGGGCUUAUCUGGAUAACUAAAAAAUCUGCACAAUCUGCGGCGGGGACUCGUGGUGGAAUAUUCGGAAUGAGUCGUUCUAAAGCCAAGCAAUUUAAUAGCGACACAGCUGUGAAAAUUAAAUUCAAUGAUGUGGCAGGUUGUGAUGAAGCUAAAGAAGAAAUUAUGGAAUUUGUCAGUUUUUUAAAAGAUCCCGUACGUUAUGAAAAGAUGGGGGCCAAAAUUCCAAGAGGGGCCAUUUUAUCAGGACCGCCUGGUACAGGUAAAACUUUGUUAGCUAAGGCUACUGCUGGUGAGGCAGGGGUACCGUUCUAUUUUGUUUCUGGUUCUGAGUUUGUAGAGAUGUUUGUUGGUGUGGGUGCUGCUAGAGUACGUGAUCUUUUCAAAACUGCAAGAGAAAACGCACCUUCUAUUGUAUUCAUUGAUGAGAUUGAUGCAAUUGGGAAGGCUAGACAGAAAGGUAACUUUUCGGGUGCAAAUGAUGAAAGAGAAAGCACUUUGAACCAAAUGCUAGUGGAAAUGGACGGUUUUACACCUUCAGAUCAUGUUGUGGUUCUUGCUGGCACAAAUAGACCAGACAUAUUGGAUCGAGCUUUAUUGAGACCAGGACGGUUUGAUCGACAUAUUAAUAUCGAUAAACCAGAGUUAGAGGGUCGAAAAGAAAUUUUUGCAGUUCAUUUGAAAGGAUUAAAACUCGCCAAUACAAUUUUUGAUUUAAAAAACAGAUUGGCAGCUUUGACGCCAGGUUUUUCGGGUGCCGAUAUUGCAAACGUUUGUAAUGAAGCUGCUUUAAUUGCCGCCAGAACAGAUUCACAUGCGGUUGUAUUGACCCAUUUUGAGCAUGCUAUCGAGAGAGUUAUUGGAGGAGUUGAAAGAAAAUCUAAAGUAUUAUCUCCUGAGGAAAAACAGAUUGUAGCCUAUCAUGAAGCUGGUCAUGCCAUUUGCGGUUGGUACUUAAAAUAUGCAGAUCCACUACUGAAAGUAAGUAUCAUUCCUCGCGGACAAGGUGCUUUGGGGUAUGCACAGUAUUUACCAGGUGACAUUUUCUUAUUAAGCGAACAACAACUGAAGGAUAGAAUGACUAUGUCCUUGGGUGGAAGAGUGUCAGAAGAACUUCAUUUUGCUUCCGUCACAUCUGGUGCUUCAGAUGAUUUCAAGAAAGUCACUAACAUGGCCACGGCUAUGGUCACGCAACUAGGGAUGAGUCCAAAGAUUGGUUGGAUUAAUUAUCAAAGAGAGGAUGAAACUGAUUUGACAAAACCAUUUUCUGAAGAAACAGGGGACCUUAUUGAUCAAGAAAUUCACAGACUCAUUCAGGAUUGUUAUGAAACAUGUAAAAAAUUGCUAAAAGAAAAGGCAUCUGAGCUGGAAAAAGUCGCCCAGUUUUUGUUACGUAAAGAGGUGUUGACAAGAGAAGAUAUGAUAACGUUGUUGGGAAAACGGCCAUUCCCCGAAAGAAAUGAUGCUUUUGACAAAUAUCUAAAUAAAAGAGAAACAGAAAGAUUGAGUAAGGAGGGGAGAGACAAUGGCAUAGCUCCCAAUCCAGCUUAA